AUGCCUGAGCCCCAGUGGUCUAACGCGUGCCCACCUCGUAGGGGUGACUUCCGCUGUGAUAAGUGGAUUUUGCCAGUACCAGAACUCACUGUGGAAGAGAGCAAGUACCACCUACUGAGUUCACACUCCGACAACGCUCGUGGACUUAGAAGCUCAAAACGCAAUGAUCCCAUUGAACUACCAGUUCUCAGCCCGAAUAGUCUAGCCCAUCCACACUACAAAGUUCUCAUCUCAAGACGUGCACACGAGGAACUGGAAACAGUUUAUAUGAUAAGGCACGACCCGGUGCAUUACCAGCGUCGCUACCUGGUUUGGUUCGGCAUUGACUUGGAUGGAUUUGGAUCAAUCGACACCCCAGAGAAGUUUUUCCAGGUGCUAGACUUGGCACUUGCGUCCAAGAAGAUAAUCGUGCAGGAUAACAUACCGCUCGAAGGACCUCUCGUGCCUAAGCGUAUCCUAUGGAUGGCUAUGCAUGGGUAUUUUGGGAAUUGGUAUAAGCCAGAAGAAAGGGGAUGGACAAUUUUAGCUGCAAAUAUGCACGCGCGUAUCCUCAGAAAGCUUUGGGAGCGUGGCGAUCUGCGGCUUGUGAAUGAACGCGUCCCUAAAGACACGGCCAUACCAUCUGCAUCGAGUCGUGAAAUCGUCACAUGUCUGCAGCUUGAUAGUGACUGCCGCCGCCCAAUGGAAAAGUGGUUAGUUUUUCCAGAGGUUCUCAAGGAGAAAUAUAAAUUGACGGUGAAGGAAAAGGAAGGUCAGGUGCAUGGUUGUGUCAAUUCUUAG
Messenger RNA from Penicillium concentricum, 780 nucleotides. RefSeq lists its product as uncharacterized. The record is from RefSeq and is a predicted model, not a curated record. NCBI's taxonomy places the organism in Eukaryota, Fungi, Ascomycota, Eurotiomycetes, Eurotiales, Aspergillaceae. The transcript has a single exon. Bases 1 to 780 code for a protein of 259 amino acids.